AUGUCACAAAUGAAAAUCACCUCGAGACGACCAGUCAUCUCUCUCAUCCCUCUUGUUUUAAUAUUGUGGGCUCUUCUUUCCCUUCUCAUAACGUCAUUAACACGAGUCUCUGCUCAAACUUGUCGAACCAAUCUCAUCACAAACACUUUCACACCUUCCUUUCUGGAUUAUUGUCCAGUCGGUUGGAUCAAUACUGGAAAUAAAUGUGAGAGAUUUGCAGAUAUCUGGAAAGCAAAAUUGGGAUCUGGUUGUACUACUUCCUGGGAUUGUAAAUUCUCUUCUCUUUCUUGCAUCAACAACGUUUGCAGUCCAUUAAAUCGAAUGGAAGGAGAUACUUGCACUGAAGACUCUCAAUGUGCACAAAAUGUCUAUUCCAAAUUUAGUAGUGCUUGUUUCAAUGGACGUUGUCGACCAAUGACUCUUAUCAAGACUGCAAAAGUUGGUGAAACUUGUAAUGUCAAGAAUGUUGCUGACAAUACCAUCUCUGAUUGUGCUGAAGGACAUUGUGCUUUGGCAAGUCUUUUCAAUUCCAUCAUACCUGGUCUUAUCACUUCCAAGUGUGUGAAAACAUCACAAGCCAAGAAGGGUGAAACUUGUGGUUUCAAAUACACACUUCUUCCUCCUGCAAUUACGGAUUAUAUCACUUGUGAAUCAGGUACUACUUGUUCAUUGGUGAUUGGAGGUACUUGUGUUCCUGUUGUUCAAGAGGGACAAGCAUGCUCUCUGUUAGAUCUCUCACAACAAUGCGAAACUAAUACUUACUGUCGAAGACGAUCCGCAACUGCUUCCACGACCUGUGAGUACAAGGCACCAAUUGGUGAAUAUUGUGAUACUUUUCUCGAUUGUGCAUUUGUAAAUUCAGGAAUGGUUUCAUGUGAAAACAACAAGUGUGUUCGAAAAGCAUCGAGACCUAACGGACAAGGAUGUACCUCCAAUGAUCAAUGUUACAGCAGAUAUUGCGAUUCUUCUACUGGUAAAUGUUCUGCCUAUGCAGGAAAGGAAACAUGUUCCACUUCUUCCAGUUGUACCACUGCCAUUUCACAAGGAUGUGGUUGUGCUGGAAAGGAAACAGAUAGCAAUCUUGGAAAGUGUGUGGCAUCUUGUGAGGGACAACUUUUAGAUUUAAAAGCUUGUCUCUAUAAUUUGGGAAUGUAUUACUAUGACAGUAUUACACCAUCACAAUCGUUGGGAUAUUCCCAAUAUAGUGAUGAAACUUCUACUGCUUUCAGAUCAUGUCGAUAUUAUUAUGAUCAAUUUUAUGGAUGUAUGAAGCAAACUUGGAAUGAUGCUGGAAUUUCAAAUUUAGAUUCGUCCAUGCCUGGACUUGGAUUGGGAAGUGGUGUAGGUGAUGGAAAUUCUCUUUUACUUCCUGAGAGAAAUGGAAGUGAGAGUUUGUUGAUGAACCGAUCGAUGGUUGUCGUGAUGCUGGUGAUGGUGGUACUUCUUGCUUUGAAUUAA
Molecule: messenger RNA, 1458 nt
Organism: Naegleria fowleri
Lineage: Eukaryota; Heterolobosea; Eutetramitea; Acrasida; Naegleriidae
Exons: 1
Coding region: 1-1458 (485 amino acids)
Source: RefSeq, a predicted model, not a curated record